Messenger RNA from Salvelinus fontinalis (brook trout), 3372 nucleotides. RefSeq names its product protein IWS1 homolog. The transcript has 15 exons. Bases 376 to 2790 code for a protein of 804 amino acids. Lineage: Eukaryota; Metazoa; Chordata; Actinopteri; Salmoniformes; Salmonidae. The record is from RefSeq and is a predicted model, not a curated record. Gene Ontology annotation, biological process: poly(A)+ mRNA export from nucleus. Gene Ontology annotation, cellular component: nucleus.
GAGCGACCAAACUGAACGCAUGAGCAUAUGACGGCGCCAGUCCUUUGACCCCAUUUUAGACAUCGCAGGACUGUUUUAUACAGCUACUUGCUAAUGUUGAUCAAUUAGCUGUUGUUUUAACUUGUUGACCGGCCAGAGACACUAACAUUGCUGGCUAGCUUUCCGACUCAUCUGCCCAGAUGUUCUUAUUUCGUUAGCUAGAUCUUGACAUUGUUCAAGUUGUGGUUGCUAAUUAGCUAGCAGCAGGGCCCAUUUUCGAUGCAGAUUGCUUGUUUCAGGACUUGCAUUUUCUCGUUGACACAAUAACCACAUAUACAAUUGAUUAUUCGCCGAGCCUAGGUACUGAGUUGAUUGUCCAUAGUGUCCUUCGCACAAAUGGAUGGCGAAGAGGACGAAUUCUUCUCCGGGAACCACUCUGAUGGUGGUGGCACCCCGGUACAGGACGAACAUGCUCCAGGUUCAGAUGCGGAAGAGGAGAUGAGGAAUGAGCCACGCCACUCUGAGGAUGAGAAUAAUGAUGGUGAGGGAGCUGCUCGGGCCAUGGAGACAAACAGCGUGGCCAGCGGGUCAGACAACAAGGGCCCCAAAGGGGCGGACAGUGACUCUGAUGGGGAGGCCCCUAGGCCUGCAGACAGGGAUAACAAGGAGGAGUCCCCACCCAAACGCGGAUGCAGCACCUCUGACAUAGAGGAGUCCCCGCCCAAACGCGGAGGCAGCACCUCUGACAUAGAGGAGUCCCCGCCCAAACGCGGAGGCAGCGCCUCUGACAUAGAGGAGUCCCCGCCCAAACGCGGAGGCAGCGCCUCUGACAUAGAGGAUUCCCCGCCCAAACGCGGAGGCAGCACCUCCGACAUAGAGGAUUCCCCGCCCAAACGCGGAGGCAGCACCUCCGACAUAGAGGAUUCCCCGCCCAAACGCGGAGGCAGCACCUCCGACAUAGAGGAUUCCCCGCCCAAACGCAGAGGCAGCACCUCCGACAUGGAGGAUUCCCCGCCCAAACGCGGAGCCAUCACCUCCGACAUGGAGGAUUCCCCGCCCAAACGCGGAGCCAUCACCUCCGACAUGGCGGAGUCCCCGCCCAAACGCAGAGGCAGCACCUCCGACAUGGAGGAGUCCCCGCCCAAACGCAGAGGCAGCACCUCCGACAUGGAGGAGAAAGAAACCAAACGGGAUGCAGCCGGGAGCGACUCUGAGAACGAGAACCGGCCCCCAUCCCCUGCCCGGAGCAGACACUCGACUGCACGAAGUGACUCUGAGAUUGAGGCGCCCAAACACAAAGCGCAGAUAGAGUCUGAUGGAGAGGAGGGCGGUGAGAAUAAAGGGAAGUGGAAGGCUGUAAUCCACUCCGACAGUGAGGAUGAGGUGGAGGCUCGGCCAGUGAAAGCAGCUGCAGGCAGUGACCAGGAGAAGGAGAGUCCCGCAAAACAGGUGGUGGAAGUUAGUGAGGAUGACGACGAGAUGCCAAUGAAGAGGAAGAAAGCCAUCCUGUCAGACAGUGAAGGUGAGGAGAAGGCUGACGAACCAGUGGUGAAGAAGAGCCGCGCUGUGUCUGACGAUGACAGCUCCGCCAGUGACGCAGGCUCAGAGGCACACGACAAAACCAUGGCCAAACUGCGGGAACUGGGCUCAGAAAGCGAAGACGAGGAUGAUGGACAGAAGGUGGAAGGAGGGAAGAAGGACGAGAAAACACUGUUUGGUAGCGACAGCGAUUCAGGCGACGAGGAAGAGAAAAUGAUUGCAGACAUUUUUGGUGACUCUGGCGAUGAAGAGGGGGAAGAGUUUACGGGUUUCAAUCAGGAGGAUCUGGAGGGGGAUAAGAGCCAAUCUCAGGCCUCUGCAAAGAAAACAAUGGCAGAUGACUCUGAUUCUGAUGAGGGCGUGGACAGGGGUGGUGGCCAAGACACCAGUUUCAUGUCGGACUUUGACGUGAUGCUGGCUCGUAAGAAGGCCCAGAGCGGGAAGCGACGGCGGAACCGCGAUGGGGGAACGUUCAUCAGUGAUGCUGACGACGUGGUCAGCGCUAUGAUCACCAAGAUGACCGAAGCUGCAGAGGAGGACAGAACACUGAACGCUCAGAAGAAGCCAGCGUUAAAAAAGCUGACCCUCCUCCCCACUGUAGUUAUGCACCUGAAAAAGCAAGACCUCAAGGAGACGUUCAUCGACAGCGGGGUGAUGUCGGCUAUCAAGGAGUGGAUCGGCCCGCUGCCAGAUAAGAGUCUACCGGCCCUCAAAAUCAGAGAGGAUCUCCUCAAAAUUCUACAGGAACUCCCCAGUGUGAGUCAGGAGACUCUCAAACACAGCGGGAUAGGCCGAGCCGUCAUGUUCCUAUACAAACACCCCAAGGAGUCGCGCCCCAACAAGGACCUCGCCCUCAAACUCAUCAACGAGUGGUCCAGGCCCAUCUUUGGCCUGACGUCUAACUACAAGGGCAUGACGCGCGAGGAGAGACAACAGAGAGACCUCGACCAGCAGAUGCCGCAAAAAAGACGCCUCAGCUCAGGGGGACAGACUCCUCAUAGAGACCUGGAGAAAGUGCUGACGGGAGAAGAGAAAGCUCUACGCCCAGGCGACCCUGGAUUCUGUGCCCGGGCCAGGGUGCCCAUGCCAUCCAACAAGGACUACGUCGUGCGGCCCAAAUGGAACGUGGAGAGCGAAUCCAGAGCAGCCCCGGUUAAGAAGGGCAUGUCACGGGUGGACAAACAGUUGCGUCGCUUCGCCGACAUAAAGCGUAUGACAAAGACAGGCCACGCGGUGAAGAUCAGCGUCCAGGGCAACCGGAUGCCCCUCUGAUGACAUCUUUUUUUUAACCUUUUGUGGCUAUGUGAAAGCAUAGGUUUCAAUACAUAGCUUUUACCGAUCCAAUAAUAUCAGAGCUAUGAUUAUUCCAAGGAAGGAUGCAAUUAUUUAAAUCAUUUGAUUAGGGCAAGGAUCCCACUUCUGUGUGCUUUAGCCAACUUCUCUAACUAGCAUGACGAUGGUCAAAGCAGUUUGCUAAAGCACAUAGAUGAGACCAUGCUAUCGUCAAACCCCCUCAGGCCAGCCUGAAUGUAUGAUAGCGGUGUGGCUUCACAGGCUGGUUGGCCUUCGGUCCUCACGCCUUUGAGAGAUUCAAUACGGAGUGUGGAAGAUUGGUGUUAUAGCACGAUGAAAGUUUUAAGGUCAUUUCCAAUUGUGCAGACAUGCAGCGUAUACCGAACGCUGGCCUUAAGUUUCUAUAGCGCGGAUCUUCCAUGCUCAGUUUUGAAUGUACGUUAGGCCUUUGUUUUACUUUGUUUCUGAAGAAGCUGUACAGACUUAGGAGCUGCCUGUAUGUCUUGACUGUGUGCCGGUUGUUUCCGAAGUUACUUUCAUAAUAAAGAGGGUUUCACCAGA